AUGGGCACUCUCAGCAUCAUGUGCUUCUCCUUUGAGGCAUAUAUGAAAGUUGCAGUUGUCUACCUGUGUGAUCAUUUCAGAUUGUCUGACUCCACCUGGACUAUUCGCAACAUAAGGAAAACUACAGAAUCCCCAGCAUUAGCAUGGUCUUUGGCACCACCGCGCCUGGCCUCCGUCUCGGAGCUCGCCUGCAUCUACUCGGCCCUCAUCCUGCACGACGAUGAGGUGACGGUCACGGCCCUGGCCAACGUCAACAUUGGGAGCCUCAUCUGCAGUGUAGGAGCUGGUGGACCUGUCCCAGCAGCUGGCGCUGCGCCAGCCGGAGGUCCUGCUCCUUCCACCGCUGCUGCCCCAGCUGAGGAGAAGAAAGUGGAAGCAAAGAAGGAAGAAUCUGAGGAGUCUGAUGAUGACAUGGGCUUUGGUCUUUUUGACUAAACCUCUUCUAUAAGCUGCUCAAUAAAAAGCUGAACUCUUAAAAAAAAA
Odobenus rosmarus divergens (Pacific walrus) is the source of this 483-nucleotide messenger RNA. RefSeq names its product 60S acidic ribosomal protein P1-like. NCBI's taxonomy places the organism in Eukaryota, Metazoa, Chordata, Mammalia, Carnivora, Odobenidae. The record is from RefSeq and is a predicted model, not a curated record. The coding region runs from base 1 to 435 and encodes 144 amino acids. The transcript has 3 exons.